AUGACGACAAUCUCGAAAGACGCUCAGCAGAGCUCAUAUCCCCCGAUAGCCCCGCCGGACUUCAACGCACAUCAACCAAAGACCGUCAGACUGUACCCUCUAAGCAACUACACAUUCGGCACAAAAGAAACCCAGCCCGAAGAGGAUCCUUCAGUGCUCGCUCGUCUGAAGCGCCUAGAAGAACACUACGAUGCAUACGGCAUGAGGAGAACUUGCGAAGGCAUUCUUGUAUGUCAUGACCACAACCACCCGCACGUCCUCAUGCUACAAAUCGCAAACGCCUUCUUCAAGCUCCCUGGCGACUACCUUCCACACGACGCCGAUGAGAUUGAGGGCUUCAAGAUUCGCUUGAACGAGAGACUGGCUCCCUCGGGCAAUCAAUUCUCCAACGACGGCAACGAAGGCGAGUGGGAGAUUGGCGAGACUCUUGCCCAGUGGUGGAGACCCAACUUUGAGACAUUCAUGUACCCGUUCAUCCCGCCGCAUGUUUCUCGUCCAAAGGAGUGCAAGAAGCUGUACUUCAUCCAACUACCCAACAGCAAAGUCCUGAGCGUCCCGAAGAACAUGAAGCUACUUGCUGUGCCUCUAUUCGAACUCUACGACAAUGCCCAGCGUUACGGUCCUCAACUCUCUGCCAUUCCCCAUCUGCUCUCCCGCUACAACUUCGAGUUCGUCGACGAGAACGGCAAGGUCUCAGCCGUGACCCCUGGAGGCAACCCGAACGAGGGCAGCGUACCCAGGACGAAGGUGCUUGCAGGCGGUGACGAGCCAAACGGAGCACAGCAGGAUUCGAAAAUGGAAUAG
Messenger RNA from Aureobasidium namibiae CBS 147.97, 804 nucleotides. Its product is annotated as cleavage and polyadenylation specificity factor, 25 kDa subunit. NCBI's taxonomy places the organism in Eukaryota, Fungi, Ascomycota, Dothideomycetes, Dothideales, Saccotheciaceae. The record is from RefSeq and is a predicted model, not a curated record. Gene Ontology annotation, cellular component: mRNA cleavage factor complex. The transcript is spliced from 3 exons. Gene Ontology annotation, molecular function: mRNA binding. Bases 1 to 804 code for a protein of 267 amino acids.